UGAGGGUUUGCCUUCCUAAUACUGUUUUUUACUAUUCUAUUUCAUUUUUUUUUUUAGUUAUGCUUUACAGUAUUCUGUAUUCUCUUUCAUGUUUCUUAUGUUCUUACCUUGGUGAAGGGUACCCCUUCAUUUUCACAUUACACAAGCUUUUCAUUAAAUCUUUGCGGCAGGCUUGUUAAUAUAUAUGAAACACUUUAUUUUUCAUGCCUUGUUGGAAAUAGGAAUUCCCAUACACCGUUCUAUCAUUACUGGUCAAAAUGAGCUUUGAUUAACAGUGGUAAGUUCACAUAGUAACAACAAGUGUUGCUUAGUCUACUCCUAUUCUGGUUGUUGAAUAAAUAUUUGAAACAGUGAAUCCAUUUUAAAACUCUAGCUACCUAUAUUUCUGUGCUGUCCAAUGCUAAUAGCAGCUCCCCUUUCCAACAUCCUCAAGUUCUCCCUUUUGUUGCUCUGGUGGUGGAUUUAGGAGUGAAUUAUGUACAGCAUAGUUCUGCAGAUCUGUUUCUCACUGUGCAAAAUUCCUAUUUACAGAUAGUGAAGAACAAGCAGUAUGACAUGCAUGUUGAAGUUACAACAUUAAAACAAGAAAAUGACAAGACUUUUGGUAACGAAGACAGAAUGUUUGAGGGAUACAAAACAUCUGAAGGGUUUAGGAGAGAAGACUUUGCAAAGAUGAAUUCUUUCUUAGGGGAAGAGAUUUUGAGAACUGCUGAUGAUACUCAGUUGGAGUAUUUUACAGAGGAAUAUGAUGAUAUUAAAUUUCAAGGUCUCCGACAUGAUGUGACUGCCAGACAGUUGGCUGAAGUUAAACUUUUAGACAGCGUUACAAUUGAGGAGCUCCGUUCUGGGCAGAAGACUAUUAAUGAGGUUCAGAAAAGUCUUGAAAAAUUCUUAACUAAACCUACAGCUAUAGCUGGGCUGUACCUUGAAUCCAGCAAAGAAAUACUCUCUUUUGCUUUAGCGGUAAAGAAAAGAAUCAUAGGGAAAGCAUUGGCAUUAGCAUUUUUAGAGGCCCAAGCAGCUACUGGUUUCAUCAUUGAUCCUACAACAGGUCAGAAAUUCUCUGUUGAUGAUUCAGUUGUUAGGGAGCUGGCAGAUAAUGAAUUCAGGAGUAGACUGCAUGAGGCAGAGAAAGCUGUUUUGGGUUAUUGCUGUUCUGGUAAAGUGCUAUCUGUGUAUCAGGCUAUGGAAGCUCGACUUGUAGAAAGACAAAAAGGUAAAAAUAUCCUUGAAGCUCAAAUUGCAAGUGGGGGGGUCAUUGAUCCUAUAAGAGGUGUUCGUGUACCUCCGGAAACUGCAGUGCAGCUUGGCUUGCUUAGUAACACAGUUUUAAAAUUUUUACAUGAGCCCUCUAGUAAUGCAAAAUGCUUUCACAAUCCAAAUAACAGGAAAGCUAUGUACUACUGUGAUUUGCUGAAAAUGUCUUUAUUCAGUGUAAGCAGUAAAUGUUUUCUGCUUCCAGUUGGUGAAAGGAAAAUAAGCAGCCCAUCUGCAGAGAAAAGUCAUAAAAUUUCUGUAGUAGACAUCAAAACAGGAGCUGAAAUGUCUUCUUAUGAGGCUUAUCAGAAAAAAUGUGUUGAUAAAGCUACAUAUCUUGAGCUUUCAAAACAGGAAUUUGAUUGGAAGGAGUCUACGUGUUUUGACUCAGAUGGGAAUUCUUUUCUUUUGCUUACAGAUCUUAAAACUGGUGUACAGUUUAAUAUCGAGGAGACCUUAAAUCAGGGUAGAAUUGACAGAGCAGUAGUCAAUAAAUAUAAGGAGGGUUUAAUCACAAUUAAUGAGUUUGGAGAUAUUUUACUUACCGGUUCACAACCAAAUAAAGAUUUAAAGAGUCCUAUUGCAGGAUUUUGGCUUUCUGAAACCAAUGAAAGAAUUCCAGUUUUAAAAGCCUCGCGCAAAAACCUGGUAGAUAGAGUUACUGCUCUCCGGUGUCUUGAAGCUCAGGUUAGUACAGGAGGCAUAAUUGAUCCAUUUACUGGGAAAAAGUACAGUGUUUCAGAAGCUUUGCAAAGGGAGUUAAUUGAUGAUGGUUGUGCCAAGCAAAUUCAGCAAUGUGAACUAAUCUUUACUGGGAUCAUUCACCCUGUAAGGAAUACAGUUAUGUCAGCUGUUGAAGCUAUGAGUGUAAAUGCCCUAGACAAGGAAAUGGGUAUGCGCUGCCUGGAGUAUCAGUACCUGACUGGUGGGUUGAUAGAUCCAAAAUCUCACUCCAGAUUAACAAUGGAAGAUGCAAUUAAGAGUGGUGUUAUUGAUGCUGUCACAGCUACGAAGAUGAAAGAUGAAAAAAUGUAUGUUAAAGUUAUAACAUGCCCCAAAACAAAGAAGAAGUUAACCUACAAAGAAGCUUUAGAGAGAGCUGUUUUUGAUUGCCACACUGGACUACGAUUAUUAGAAGCUGCUCAACCCAUGAAAACGGGAAUUUCUAGUCUAUAUUAUGCUUCGUAAUGGAAUAAGAUAUUAGUGCUCGUUUGGGGCCUGAUUUAAAGUCAAUUCAAGUCAAGGAAAAGAUCUAUGAUUACUUUUAUGAAAAGUCACAGAUGGUAUUGUCUAGUGUAGUCAUGAGUUGCUUUAAAACUAAUUAGUAUAAACCACUAAUUAGUAUAAACCAGUAACCUGUAAUUAGCUAUUACUUUUCAUAAAGUUUAAAAUUUUAGGUAAACUUAGGUAAAUUCAUAAUUUCAAAAUGCAGACUGUGUUCAGUGUUCACCUGAAGGCCAUAUCUGACAUAACGUACAUGUAGGUGUUACAAAACAGAAGUUAUACCGAGGUUGGUGGAGUUAACAUUAGUGCGAAAUACGUAUAUUUAGGUGAGAUGAGAAUCAGAUUUUUAUAUUAAAAACUGAAAGAGAUUGCCCAUUUUGUGAAUGAAGACAGUGCAGUAUUUCAUACAACGCACUUCAUUUAAUAUUAAAAAUCACUUUGCAACUAUAAUUUAUUGUACAAAGGUUAAAAAGUACUAUACAAGGGCUAAAUCUGCAGUCCAGUAGGCACUUAAUGCAUAAGUAGCUUUUUCCGUGAUAGUAUUUAAUUAAUUUUAAAAGGCUACUCAUAUCACAAAAUUGCAUAUCCAGUUUUUUUCACACUUCAGGUAACUUUUUUGAUAAUUUUUUUCAAAACUUUAAUAGGGAAAUGAAUUACUAUUACAUAUCCAAUUAAUAAAAAUACCAUUGAAAUAGAAUGUCUUCAUUUUUACUUCUUCAAGGUCUUCAUUUUAUUUGCGGAAGCACUUCAUUUUUACAUGGAAGUGCUUAGAUGUGUUUUCUAAGUACUAUUACAUUUCAAACUACUAACAGGUCAUGUUACUAUUAAAAUGUAUAUGUAUUUUUCCAUGCAGAAAAAUAUGAAAUGUGUCAGCAUUUUACUUUUAUUGUCCUUGUUUCUGUAGACAUAGAAGCAAUGUAUUCUUCCUAACUGUAAUUUAGUAAUCCAUGUUCAUAGAUUAUAAAAUACCAGUAUCCUGUGUUAGCUUUAGAUAUCCAUACCUGAGGGUAAUGCAAAGGCAGCAAUUCAAAGAUAGUUUAUAUGCAAAUGUUUUUCAGAUUUUAUCUGCUAAGUAGUGGCUGGGAAGCUAUAUAUUAUUUUUUUAAUAUCAAUCAUUUUAUAAUGAAUGUACAUGUGUAUGAUUAAGCACCAUAAUCAUAAUUACAUAUCUUUUGAGGAAUUAUUCUCUUAAUGUGUAUAAUUAUGUGGCAUUUUUGUUCUUACGUCAAAGUGUUGCAAUAAUGCAUGUGGUGAUAAAUAAAAAGAAAUAGCUUUACGGUUAU
Cygnus olor (mute swan) is the source of this 3764-nucleotide messenger RNA. RefSeq names its product plectin-like. Gene Ontology annotation, biological process: wound healing; skin development; intermediate filament cytoskeleton organization. The transcript has a single exon. Gene Ontology annotation, cellular component: intercalated disc; cytoplasm; cytoskeleton. Bases 556 to 2445 code for a protein of 629 amino acids. Lineage: Eukaryota; Metazoa; Chordata; Aves; Anseriformes; Anatidae. The record is from RefSeq and is a predicted model, not a curated record. Gene Ontology annotation, molecular function: structural molecule activity.